AUGACCGGCUUUGGGUUCCACAGUGACAGGUGGCAUGCAUGGCAUGGCAUGCAGCCUGCCUUGAUUGAGCUACAUGCAUUGCACUGAGUGCAAUGCCCGUGCAUUCAUUCAUUCGCAUGGGUUCCUUCACAAACGUCGCCCCACCCACACGCACACCCCAGCCAGCCAGCCCGACCAAAACACACAGACGGAGGCAUGACAGCAGCCGAUCCCAUCGCAGAAGGGCUCCACUGUGUGUGUGUGUGUGUGUGUGGCGCACCGAUGGGUAUCCAGAUCGGUCUGUGUGUGUCAUUAGGGCGAUGCACUGUCCUCACCGCCACCGCCUCCGUUGCCCUCCUCAGCUGCUGCAUCCUCUCCUGUUAAAGACGCCCACACAGACACGCAGACUGCGAGUCGGUGUGCCUUCCCUCCUGCCGUGCUUUGUACCUCCGCUGCCCUCUCCCCCGUUGCCGUCGUCCAUAUCGUCGCCCUCAUCGCCAUUGCCGUCUGCACCACACACACAGACAAGGGAAGAAACGUCAUCCAUCCAUCCAUCCAGGUACACGCUGCACCAUGUGUGUGUGUCCUUCCCUCUGUCUGUCCGUACCAUCGUCCCCUCCCUGGUGUUGUGGCUGCUGCUGUGGCUGUAGCUGCUGUUGUGGCUGUACGUCAAAGACGAGUGGCGCCACCGCCGCCAGCGCCACGUGGGCCAGCUGUGUCGUCACCGGGAAGCGGUCCUUGAAGGGGGCGUCCUCCCCCACACCAGCCACAGCCGACUCGGUCGUGUGGACCACAAUAUGCACUGCAGACAAGACGAGAGAGACAAAGAGAGCACACUGAUGACAUGUGACUGACCAGCAGAGCUGCCUGUCUGUCAUCCUGACCGUUGAAGGCCCCCAAAUCCCAGAUGUCGACACAGGCGACGAAGUGGUGGCUGUUGUUGGUCAGGACCAGCCAUCGGUCGCCAAUGCGGCGGAAUGUCGUGGUGCAUCCCGCCACCGGUGUGUGGGGCGACUGGGUUAGGAGGUCCUGCAGACGGCUGCCACCAACAUACCUGAACGAACCACACCCACACAGACAAUCAAACACGCAGCCCUCUCGCCACUGCCGCCAUUGGUGUGUCACCUGUUGAGUGCAGUCGAUAGGCGGCUGGUCUGCUCAGUGUUGAUGAAGUGGUUGAGAAUCAUGGCCUUGGCAUACGAUGACACCGACGCCCAGGUGGUGGUCGAGAGGCUCGACACCCAUUGGUUGGUGUCAUCCUCGUAGCAGAUACUGCGGCUUUGUACUGGCGGGUCGUGUGGCUGUCUGUGCUGCUGAUACAGGUGCUUGGCAGGGAAGGGCGGGUUAAUGGCCAGCCGAAAGCCGGGCUCGUCCUUGAUGGCCCGCACCUCGUCGCCACGGCGGAACAGCUGCAGGCGGCUGCCGUCACCGAACUGCACGUGGCGGCCGACCACCAUGAGCUGCGCCAACACACGAGCUACCGAACUAUACGCCUAGACGACACCACACACACACAGACAGACAGAGAGAGGAAAUGAGUGAUUCCUCUCUGUUGGUUCUCUCUCGACCCCCCAUGUCUGUGUGUGUCUUACCGUCUUGCUGACGUGUGUGCGAAUGUCAUCUGCCGUGAGGUUGACGGGCAGAGUGCAGUUGCCACACUGGCUGGCCCACUGCAGCACCUCAGCCACCUCGUCCCACCUCUGCUCCUCCACCAUCCAGAUGGCCGCCAGCAGCAGCUGCGCCCCGACCACCGUCUGUGUGUCGAAGGCCAGCACGGCAGCCAAUCUGGUGCCGUCGGCGAGGCGAAUGCGAUUCAGCGAGCGGUCGAGGCGGCCGCGGAGGGCUUGGGCAGGGAAGUGGUCGUUGCCGAAGAAGCGGGGAGCAUUCCUCAUGCUGCCGAGGUCCUUGACGUCCUCGUGAAGUUCGUCCCUGCCAUCGCGAUGGAUGAAGUCGAGCACUUGGCCGUUGAUGGCGGGCGAGGCCUCAUCGUUGCUCUUGACGGUGCCCGCCGCCGCACCCAUUGCACUCACAGAGGAGCGCCGGCCAUAUACCAAUAACGGCUAGUUGUCAGGCUCCACUCGUAGAUCAGGUAUCUGGUCGCCUUUCAUUUCAGCGCCGCCCGUCGCGCCUUCAUUUCGGCGACUGCAGC
This is a messenger RNA of Vitrella brassicaformis, 2128 nucleotides long. The record is from the annotation of a GenBank genome assembly. Lineage: Eukaryota; Vitrellaceae.